Molecule: messenger RNA, 393 nt
Organism: Thelazia callipaeda (thelaziosis nematode)
Lineage: Eukaryota; Metazoa; Nematoda; Chromadorea; Rhabditida; Thelaziidae
Source: the annotation of a GenBank genome assembly
AUGGCAAUAUUAAGUGAAUACAUUGGUGCAGUAUUUGUUGCUUUCUUAUGGGGUACUACUAACCCCUUAAUUCGUCAAGCGGCAUGUUCUCGAACACAAUCCCGAGAUAUCGCUGGAAAUUAUUAUGGCAAGCGUUUAAUCUGGCAAUUAUGGGAGAUUAUUAGAUAUUGGCCUUUUUCGAUACCAUUUGCAGUAAAUCAGAUAGCAUCACUCUUAUACAUGUGGGUACUGACUAAGUUACCAGUAACUGUUGCUGUUCCACUCGUGAAUUCAUUAACAUUUGUAUUUACUGAAUUAACUGGACGAAUGCUCGGUGAGAAAGGGAAUCAUACUGUUAUUAUCGGAGCUAUUUUGAUUGUCAUCGGAGCUGCUAUUACUGUGUUGGCUGAUUGA